GCGGUCACGGGAGUGUUUUUCACUUGCAGAUUGCUGCUGAAAUGAGGAAGUCGCUCUUGAUCAUGAAAAAGAGCAGCUCACUGACAAAACUGCUUUGAGUGCUGAGCUCCUGAUGCCCAGCCUUGAGCGUCCUCCGCAUCCCACCAGGCACCGUGACGUAAGCGCCCUGCCGACAAACUGAGGGGAAGGAUAGGGCCAUUCAGCAUUUAGAUUUGAGACUUCCUGCCCCUGUAGUGUUACAGCAAGCUUCCUCGCCUACAAGUCGGAGACAGAGAUCUGCGCAGGAAGAAAGCGUGAGUCAGGGACAGGGCUGACCUUCCAGCCUGACCUACCUGGAGUCUCACAGACAGGGAGAUAGUACGUUCUCUGUCACAAACUUAAGUUGCUGAUGGUAUCUGGCCUGUAGAUCAGCCACACUGACUGAGAAAAGCAAGUUCAGAGAAUGUAGCACUUAAAUGAAGUAGCAGGGGUCACCAUGGUCUCCAACGAUGGGACUUGCGAUUACAACAUGACACAGUGGGAGAAGCGCAUGGACCACCUAUACACCUACUUCUACUUGUUCAUCUUCAUCCCUGGGUUGCUGGGAAACAGCCUGGCACUGUGGGUGCUCUGCCGUUUCAUCAGAAAGAAGACCAAAGCAAUCAUCUUCAUGAUCAACCUGGCCAUCGCUGACCUGGCACAUGUGCUCUCUCUCAUCCUUCGCAUCUACUACUACCUGAGUCACACAUGGCCCUUCGGCAAAGUGAUGUGUCUGCUUUGCUUCUACUUGAAAUACCUCAACAUGUACGCUGGCGUGGUGUUCCUCACCUGCAUCAGCAUCCAGCGCUGUGCCUUCCUCAUUCAUCCCUUCUGCGCCAAAAAGUGGGCGCGACGCUACGAUGUGCGCAUCAGCGCCGUUGUUUGGUUCGUCGUGGGCCUCUGCUGCACGCCCUUCAUCCUGAUGCGCAGCAGCAGUGCUGGCUCCUCCAGUGGCAAUGAAACAUCCAGCUGCUUCAAGGACCUGCCCAUACGCAAGGUCUCCUUGCACAUGACCGUGUCCAUGCUGACGUUCUCAGAAGUGUCGGGGUUUGUCAUCCCAUUGGCCAUCAUCAUAUUCUGCUCGUUCCGCAUCGCUUGCUCCCUGCGCCAGUUCAAUGAGCGCCAGCAGAUGAGCGACAAAAACAAAGCCCUGCGGAUGGUCCGCGUGUGCGCCGCUGUCUUCCUCUUCUGCUUCGCACCCUACCACAUCAACUUCCCUUUGUACAUUCUGGUCACCCAGGGGGUGAUCACCAACUGCUCGCUGGGGCAAGCUGUCAAGCAGUUCCACCCCAUUUCCCUCUGCAUUGCCAGCCUUAACUGUUGCCUGAACCCCAUCAUCUACUACUUCCUCACCACAGAGUUCCGCCAGCAGCUCUCCCGCCAGGGCAGCUCCAUCCUGCGGGGGAGGCUCAUGAGCCUGGAGAGCACCUCCUCGCUGUAGGAGCACACAGGGACCUAGAAGAGCGAGCCAGCAGCACUGAGGGAGUUGGGACCAUCAUCAUUUAGAGAUAGUGCUCCUUCGUGGGCAGUAGAAACCAUGUGCCAUGGGUGCAAAGAGCUGAGUGAAACUCAGUGGCGACAUUUCCAGUCUCGUUUUUAUACAGACUUAUUUGGAAGAGGUGGAGGAUUAUACAGGUGAUUGCUUUAAGCGAAGUAGCAGCCACAGCAGCAGUACAGAAUCGCACGUGUGAAUGGCUGCCGAGCAGAGUGUGUGUCCACAAGCACAGAAAUACAAGUCACAUUCGCUAAAAUACAGCACAAAUGUACAUUUUGAACACACACACACACACACACACAAAACACAAUAUGAAAGCAUACAACACGCACACACACAACACCAACGGUGGGCUGAAGAAGCUUUGGAGACCUUGAAAUAAUGUUGUAAAAUGUCAGCAUAAGCUAUUUUUAGUGUUUUUAAUUUCUGCCUUGCAAAGUCAUGUACAGUAAAACUAUAGGAAGUUGAGCCAAAGUGGAAAUUUCAUUAAAGCACUUAUAUUCCCAUGCAUAUUGGUUUAAAAAAGGAGGUUAAAGUGAAUUUAAUAUGAUUAAUAUGGUACUGCAUUAGAAGGACAGCUGAUGUUUUGACAAUAUAGUUCAAAUGGUUUGUUUUUAUGGCUUUGCUGCACAAGUGUUACAUGUGCAGUGUGCUGCUCUCUUUGUGUAGAAUAAAACUGUAAGGGAUUGUGGGGAAUUCUAGUGUAAGCUAAACACGCCAAAGUGCUGUUGACACACUAAUUGCAGAACAAAAACAGUUUACGGGGCAUGCCACGUUGCCGUAGAUACGCCGCAAGGCCAACCCACAACAUGUGGCUGUAGGUGCUCUGUGGCCAUACAUCAGGGCACACCUGAAUACUGGACACGCCUUUGACAGGUGUGCAGCCAGGAGGCCUGAGUGGGGGGGAGUGAUUGUGCUGAGCAUGUGGUAAUCCCCUGCUUUGUGGGUGUGAUCCAAGACCGAGACCGCUGCCUUCUAUCACACGUGGGUGAGGCUGGGCUGGGGAGGGAGGUGACACACCACCCCUCUGCAGCUGCGCAGCCGGUAAAGGGAAUGUUUACUCUGCACAGUGUCGGUGGCCCCUGAGUUCUAACUGUCUGUGACACUUAUCGGGUGCCAUAUCAGAGCAAACGGUUUUUUCUUGUCUACCCAUGGGCGGAGAACAGUUUAUGAUUCAUUCUUCUGUAAGCUUCUUAUAUGGUGAGCUACUGUCGAGAGGCACAUGGCGCCUCUGGUCUUAUCAGUAUAUUUCACUUUUCUGUAUUCUUUCGUCAUGCAAAGCUACUCGAUGUAAGUGUAACUUUCUAGGCAUUGGCCAACGGCACAAUAAAAUGC
Messenger RNA from Scleropages formosus (Asian bonytongue), 2848 nucleotides. It is a transcript of the gene p2ry10, whose product is annotated as P2Y receptor family member 10. Gene Ontology annotation, molecular function: G protein-coupled receptor activity. The record is from RefSeq and is a predicted model, not a curated record. Bases 476 to 1459 code for a protein of 327 amino acids. The transcript has 5 exons. Gene Ontology annotation, cellular component: plasma membrane. Gene Ontology annotation, biological process: phospholipase C-activating G protein-coupled receptor signaling pathway; positive regulation of Rho protein signal transduction. NCBI's taxonomy places the organism in Eukaryota, Metazoa, Chordata, Actinopteri, Osteoglossiformes, Osteoglossidae.